AUGUCUUUGGGAUGGUCGCUGUCCUUUCUGGUAAAGGCCAUCUCAUCUUUUCAGAAGACGCCUUUGCCGAACUGGUUCGAAUGGCUCGAUACAGCCUGGAUCUGCGCCGCCCUCUUCCCCGUCGAUCUUGAGAUUCGACCAAUCAUCAUCUGGAUGUUCUUCAGUGGAGCUUACGUCGAUGCGAAAGUCAUGGGCGCAUAUGGCUACAAAAGGACAGCCGGAACUAUCCUUGGGGCCUUGGCGAUCCUCUCGAUCUCGUACUCUAUCUACCUAUCUCGACGACCUCGAGAGGAACCCGUCAAGCCUUCGGAUGAGGAAAAAAUACCUCUGUUACCGGACGAGAAGAUUCAGGAGAGUCCGAGAGAUGUCGAGAUAUAG
Molecule: messenger RNA, 378 nt
Organism: Filobasidium floriforme
Lineage: Eukaryota; Fungi; Basidiomycota; Tremellomycetes; Filobasidiales; Filobasidiaceae
Exons: 1
Coding region: 1-378 (125 amino acids)
Source: RefSeq, a predicted model, not a curated record